This is a messenger RNA of Syzygium oleosum, 810 nucleotides long. RefSeq names its product universal stress protein A-like protein. Lineage: Eukaryota; Viridiplantae; Streptophyta; Magnoliopsida; Myrtales; Myrtaceae. The record is from RefSeq and is a predicted model, not a curated record. The coding region runs from base 102 to 629 and encodes 175 amino acids. Gene Ontology annotation, molecular function: AMP binding. The transcript has 4 exons.
CUCCGACCAGGGGGAGGAAGAAGAAGAAGAAGAAGAAGAAGAAGAUCAUCGCGGGGCGCAGAGGGAGGGAGAGAGAGUACAGUCUGUUACAGGGGGAGGAGAUGGAGGGCGACCCGACCCGGGUGAUGAUCGGAGUGAACGAAUCGACGAUCAAGGGGUACCCGCACGCGUCGAUAAGCAGCAGAGGAGCCUUCGAGUGGACUCUCCACAAGAUCGUCCGCUCCAACACCGCCGGCUUCAAGCUCCUCUUCCUCCACGUCCAAGUCCCCGACGAAGACGGUUUUGAUGAUAUGGAUAGUAUAUAUGCAUCUCCAGACGAUUUCAAGAGCAUGAAACAGAGGGACAAGGCGAGAGGACUUCAUCUACUGGAGUACUUUGUCAAUAGAUGUCAUGAAAUCGGGGUACAAUGUGAAGCAUGGAUCAAGAAAGGAGAUCCAAAAGAGGUAAUCUGUCAUGAGGUGAAGCGAGUUAGGCCUGAUCUACUUGUCAUGGGAUGCAGGGGUCUUGGCCCUUUCCAAAGGGUUUUUGUCGGCACCGUCAGCGAAUUCUGCGCAAAGCAUGCCGAGUGCCCUGUCAUUACCAUCAAAAGGCCCGCAGACGAAGCUCCUCAGGACCCUGUCGAUGACUGAUUGAUUUCCAUUUUGUGCAUGACCCAUUUUAUCGUGUUAAUAGGUCGUCGAUUCUAGGUUUGAAGCAUCAGGCCAUGAGUCGAGGAUGUGUUGAGUAUGCAAAUCAUAUGUUGUCCGUGUAAUGGCUGUUAGAACUUGACUCCUUAAGUUCAUCUUCCGUGAUUUUUGAUUGAUCAUUUCC